Lethenteron reissneri (Far Eastern brook lamprey) is the source of this 1599-nucleotide messenger RNA. Its product is annotated as E3 ubiquitin/ISG15 ligase TRIM25-like. Gene Ontology annotation, molecular function: zinc ion binding. The record is from RefSeq and is a predicted model, not a curated record. NCBI's taxonomy places the organism in Eukaryota, Metazoa, Chordata, Hyperoartia, Petromyzontiformes, Petromyzontidae.
UUAGCGUCUCAGACGCAGCCAGCGACAGCCUCAGAAACAGACAGCGACUGCCUGAGCUACAGAGACUGCCUGAGUUAGUCAGAGACUGCCUGAGAUACAACCAGAGACUAACUGAGUUAGUCAGAGACUGCCUGAGCUACAGCCAGCGACUGCCAGAGUUAGUCAGAUACUGCCUGAGUUACAGACAGAGACUGCCUGAGCUACAGCCAGAGACUGUCUGAUCUACAGACAGUGACUGCCUGAGCUACAGCCAGAGACUGUCUGAGCUACAGCCAGAGACUGCCUGAGCUACAGCCAGAGACUGCCUGAGCUCCAGCCAGAUACUAUCUGAAGCUACAGCCAGUGGCUGCCUGAGGUACAGCCAGAGACUGCCUGAGCUCCAGCCAGAUACUAUCUGAAGCUACAGCCAGCGACUGCCUGAGCUACAGCCAGAGACUGCCUGAGCUACAGUCAGCAAUUGUCUAAAGUUACAGCCAGAGACUGCCUGAGCUCCAGCCCGCGACUUUCUGAGCUGCAGCCAGCGACUGCCUGAGCUACAGCCAGUACUCGUCUCUGAGUGGAGCCACAGGGCAUGGCGAGUGCGGCUCCCAGUGGUAGCGAGGGUCCAGGGGAGUUGACCUGCCCCAUCUGCCUGGACGCCUUCCGCUGCCCCUGCACGCUCAGCUGCGGCCACUCGUUCUGCCUCAAGUGCGUGGAGGACGCCUGGGAUGCGGCAGAGUCCUUCUCCUGCCCACAGUGCCGAGUGACCUUCCCUCGGAGGCCCAAACUGAACAAGAGCGUGACGCUCACCAACCUCAUCGAGCAGCUGCGAGUGGCUGAGCCCGUGGCUGCCGAUUCUGCUGCUUCGGCUGUUUGCUGCGAUCAUUGCAGGAGGCCCGCAGUGAAGACUUGCCUCAAGUGUGAGACGUCGUUCUGUAUGACCCACGUCGCGCCCCACCGGCAGUUGGCAAAGUUUAGUGACCACGUCCUUGUGUCGCCCGGUGUGAAUCUGGAGAAUCGACGGUGCGCGGAGCACGGAGACGAGUACCGCUUCUACUGCGUUAACGACGGACGCCUCGUCUGCAGGGACUGCACCGUCACUGUGGAUCAUCGAGGGCACGAACUCGUCACUCUUAAGGUGGAGCACGACAAACGAAAGAAACAAGUGGGAGAGGAGACGCGGGCGGUGGAGGAGAAGAGGAAGGAGGCGGAGGAGUCCAUAAAGCGGAUGGAGGCCGCUCACAGGGACGUGCAGGGAUCCAUGACAGAUGAAAAGGCCUCAAUCUCGGUCAGAUUCACCCACGCGAGAGCAGCGUUGGAUGCGGAGGAGAAGGCGGCUUUAGAGCAAGCGGAGCAGAAAGGGCGCGAGCUGCUGUCCCAGAUCGAGAAGAAGAUCGCUCACUACCAGCGCGAGAUCAGCGAGCUCCAGACAGCAGCCACUCGCCUGCAGGCCCUAGCACAGGAGAGGGACUCGCUCACGUUCCUGCAGGGGCACCUGGAGGAGACGUGCAGGUAAAAGACGACUAUCACUCACGACUCGACACACGACAACAUGGGACUGAGUUUGGGGUGUGGACAGUGAGGCAUUGGCUCUGUGUGGGGAUGCUGUGUGAUGGUGCU